Peronospora matthiolae is the source of this 321-nucleotide messenger RNA. NCBI's taxonomy places the organism in Eukaryota, Oomycota, Peronosporomycetes, Peronosporales, Peronosporaceae. The record is from the annotation of a GenBank genome assembly.
AUGGCGCUCUAUGUCCUAGGCAAGAAAUUUAAGAAGCAAACCGACUUUGGUAUCCAACAAGAAAUCAAUCCACGUUGCAGCACUGUAAAGAGUAAUCAAUUUCUGGACGUUGAAGCUCGGUUUUCCAAGGAGCUGCAAAUAGACAUCCAGGAAAACAAAAUUGAAGCACGGAGCUUGAAGUAUUUCGCUCGUUUCAACAAGACCGCGGGCAACUAUAAGCUUCAAAAUGUGAUGGGGCAUAUUAGGGCCAAAGGUCACGGUGUGGUAAUGCAGGCCAAAAAUCGGACCAAGACCCUAUUGACAACCUCGUGCCCAAAAUAA